AUGUUGGGUCUUCGAGAUGUACACGAGGGAGGUACGACACGCGUCGCCAUCGACGGUGAUCACGUCCUCACAGGCGGUGCGGACGGCGUUGUUGCUCUUUUUCCUAUUAAACGAUGGCCGCAGAGCGCUUCCCUGUGGGCGCGCCAAUGCCACGAAUCGGGAGUCUCUUACGUCAUUCUGCACGAUGCCCUCCAUUUGGCUCUAUCAUGCGGGCGGGACGGGAAAAUCGUAUUACACGAAAACAUUAACGAAACUGGGGACGACGCGAACAAGUCCACGUCAAGGGUCAUUUGCCGUGUAACCGGUGAAGUUCGCUGUUUGUACUUUGAUGCCGUACAACAGCGCCUGUUUGUCGGCGGCGACUCCCUGCGUUGCCUUCAUAUGACCGGCAAUCGGAUGAACAUCCAGACCAUUCCCCUUCCCAUACCGCACCCGUUGGUAGCCCUGGCUCUCUCGCCGUGUGGGAGGUUACUGGCGGUUGCGAAUGCUGGCGGAACAAUCGCUGUCAUCGGAGUUGUGCCUCCUGCCGCUUCGCCCUCUAAGUCUGAGAAAGCCGAUCCUUUCACACAAUCCGAGACGCAGCUUUCUGAACGGGAGCUCUUGGAGGUGGAGAUGCUCCGAAAAGUCCGAUUCAUCUUCCACAACAUUCUAUCCCCAUCAGCCAAGCGUGAGGAUGCGUGCACAUAUCGUAUGCAAUGGUGUCAAACCAGCGGCGGUGCAGUCCUCGCCAUCCCCACCGCCACGGAGGUUCUCAUUUACCAGGUGUCUGGCGAUUUCGCAUCGCUUUCCGGUUACCAAAUGCGGUGCAUGGGUGGGCUCCAUGGGGAGAAGCUAAUGGACUUCCACAGCGUCGGGCUUUACCCUCUAUCCUCUCAGCGCAUGAUGUGCGUGAUGGCAUCGCAAGAGGGGCUUUAUAUGGCCAAGGUGAGCAACGGCAAACUUGCUAUGACGCAUCAUCAUCUUCAGAAAUACGACAGCGAGCACUCUAUCACUGAUAUGCAGGUGAACGAGCGGACUGGCGACGUCGUUGUGGGGCUUCUCAGCGGCAAGGUGUCGCUGCUGCACCGCGUGGCCCCAAAGAGUCUCGACACAGUUAAAACAACCAUGCCACAGUCAAGUAAAGAAAAGCAUCAUAUAGCCAACGCUGAGGGCGAUACCAACCGAGACGCCGAAACGGUUGACGACGACGAGGGAAGCAAAACUAUUGACAAACGGACGAAGGCUAAGUUAAGGAAGGAAAGAGUAGGACAUUUUAAAAGGGCACCAUCCGAGAAGGAUUUUAUCAAUGAUGCGUCCACAAGCACUGGCAGCCGUGAUGGCAUGAGUGAUGCAGAUGGCUCGUCUUCCGAAACCAACAGUGUGAGUGGCACCGAUGCAAGUGAGGAGGAAGUAGAAGAGGACUUAGAGAAAGUGGUACGGGAUUUAAAGAGACAUGGAACGGAUUUUACCGACGUGGACGGCACCGUUCGGUCGUCAAGGUGGCGCAAAGAGGAUCCAAGGCGUGUAGUUGCCAGUAUUCGGCGUCAGCCAUCGCGAUUUUUGGAUGAUGAAGCGGAGGAGGCUUCUUCCGGCGACGCCGAUGAAGAGGACGAAAUGGCAUCCCAAGAGGACGGGUAUGGCGAGCGGGUUCAUCGCCACCACACACAUGAGAUGGAUGAUAGUAAAGGUGGAGUUCCUUAUGAAGGUGAGGGGGGCUCCGACGCGUGCGAUAGGAGUUCAGUUUCGGCCCAGGGGACGACUGCGGGUAGCCCUAAUGACGUUGUGGCGGCAUCCAUGCCGAGACACAGCCCUAUGGUGCGCGAUUACUCUUUCCAGGUAGGCGCUACUCCUCCCGGCGAUGAAGGGAGUUGCUACCUUGCUUACAAUUCAGUCGGUUUUAUUCGCUGCACGCGCGAUGCGGCCACGGUGCAUUUUCACGAUAUAUCCCACCCUGCCGUUCGGAUUAACGAAAAUGGUGUCAUUCUGAUGGGUACUUUGAGCCCGGUUGGCGUGGGGUUCGUCGUGCUCCCGUCGGACGUUGGUGGCGACACCGAGAUGAUCGACAGCGUUGACGACGCCCCACGGCUGGUGGUUUACUUCCGUACCUUUGUAUCGCUCGGCGCCCAAUCAGACUGGCGGGUGCGCCUGCUCCCCGGGGAGACAGUUCGCUGUAUGGUGGCAGGGAUUCGCUUCAUCGCAGUGGCGACGAGUCGGUACUUGCGACUGUUCUUGUUCUCUGGGCUUGAGAUUGGCGUCUUAAGUAAGUUCUCAAAGGUGGUGACGAUGGCGGGAACCUCAAGCCAAAAGCUCAUGGACAGCUACAAGGUCGACUUCGACCCCCUCGCGGUGGUGUACCUAGAGGGCGGGGAGCUGAAGAUGGAGGUGAUUAACGUGGUGAACCGCUCCAACGUUGUGCCCGCGCGCGUGGUGCCGCUGACGGAGUCCUCAGACGGCACCACGCAUGAACUCCAGUGGUUCGGCUGGUCGGAAGACGGCCCGCUGCACACGGCGGACACUGCGGGGGUGGUGCGCAUGUACACGGAGAGCUGGGGUGGCUCCUGGGUCCCGGUCUACGAUCCACGCUCGAUCGCCGAUUCGAGCACGAAUUUGUGGAUCUGGGGCGUGAAUGACAAAUCGCUCUAUGCUUACCGCUCUUCAGCUACAGCAGGGUCGCUCUACCCUGCGGCGGUGUCUGGAGGUUUGCCGACUGAGCACGUCCCCCUGUUCAUCCCUCUCACGCGCACUAUGAAUGAGAAGGACCUAGUCACCUGGGAUUACAUGCUGCGCCGCGAGAUUCGUACCGAUGAGCUGAAGCUGCACAGUAACGUGUACACCAAGGCAAUCGCAUUGCACGAUGCGCGGCAUGAUAAUAAGCUGCUGGGGUUAUUCCAGUGGGCCCUGCAAGAGCAGUUCGCCGCGCGUGCGUUUGACUUUGCAACGUUGAUGGAGCUACGCGAUAAUGUUAUGGUGUGUGCGAAGGAGGCGAAUAAAAAGGGCUCCAGCAAACUCAUGGAAGAGCUUAUUGCUCGGUAUGAUCGUUUAAAGACAGUAAGCAGACGGAAGUGCACGCUACCGCUGGAGGGAUCGGUGAUGAGUGAAAAGGGGCGAGACCCGCCCCAGCGGAAGCCGCUCCUGAAGGAGAAGGAAGACUUGCAGCGUGGCGAACCUAGGGAAGCCACGCAGCACUCUCCGGAAAAAACGGGGAGCGGUAAUAUCACUGAGGCCGCGCCAACAAAAACAAAACCGACUUCAGUGGGUCCUGCUGACUUUGAGACACCGAAUAAACAGUUAGCUGGGGCUAACAGCGUCAAGACAUUGGAAAUAUCUCCUUCCAGCAAAUCGGUCACCACGGCCACCACCAUAACCACUGUACAAUCACCGCCAAUGCGUCAGCGUGUUACUUUUAAGCUUCCGUCCGGGGGCAGCAACUUCACGGCCGAUACGCAAAGCACCCUGACCCAAACAACGGCCACCACCACCACAACGACAGCCGAAGUGCGCAAAUCCGCGCCCGCUCCCUCCUCUGCCCCCGCCGCGAAACCGACCAACCCCUUCACCCGGAGCACCCCUGGCGCUCGGGCGGCAGCCCCCCCGGCCGCCGCCCCCUCCCCACCUAUUCCCACCCGAGUUGACGUGCUCAACGAGCCCAUUGAGUUGAUUGGCGGCUCCCAGCCGGUCUUCAGGGCUGCGGGCGAUGGCGGCUUGGCGAGGCCUCCGACGGGGCCGCCCCGCACGACCUUCCUCGCAGCAGCGGUGCCAUCCCCUGCCUUGGGGGUUCGGGGCAAGCCCGUGGACCCCUUCCUCCGCAGGGACCAAGAGGAGGUGGAGGAGGGGGGAGGGGGGCUCACUGUGCAGGCGGUGCUGGGGAAGGAAGACCCGGACGCGGAGUCGUCUUUGCCCCCUAGCAACCUCUUCGGCGAGGCUCUGCGAAAGCGUUACCGCGAGGACGAUGAUGUUGAUGGGCAGCAGGAUGAGUUAGCUCUCCCUGCGUUGGCUGUACCACGCAUUGCUUAG
Molecule: messenger RNA, 3993 nt
Organism: Phytomonas sp. Hart1
Lineage: Eukaryota; Euglenozoa; Kinetoplastea; Trypanosomatida; Trypanosomatidae
Source: the annotation of a GenBank genome assembly